ACACUUUGUUAACGGCAAUCAAAUUACUUCAUUUUUCUGUAAUUUCUAAAGAUGUUCGAUAGAGCAAUGAACCCAGCUGAUGUUGUUUUGAUUUCAAAAACAAAUCUAAUAGUUAAAAUGAGACCUCUUACAGAUGAAGAAACAAAGAAUGUUUUGGAGAAGUUGAUAAAGUAUAUUGGUGAUAAUACUCGCAUGCUAUUAGACAGACCAGAUGGACAAUAUUGCUUCAGACUACACAAAGAUAGGAUUUAUUAUGUGAAAGAGGAAAUAAUGAAAAAAGCUACAAACAUUGGUAGAGAUAAUUUAAUCAGCCUUGGCACAUGUUUUGGAAAGUUUACAAAGUCUGGAAAAUUCAGGCUACAGAUUACUGCCUUGGAUUUCUUAGCGCCUUAUGCAAAGUUCAAGGUAUGGGUGAAACCAAGUGCAGAUCAAUCCUUUCUUUAUGGCAACCAUGUCUUGAAGUCUGGCCUAGGAAGAAUAACUGAAAACACAGGUCAAUAUCAAGGUGUAAUAGUCUACUCGAUGGGAGAUAUUCCUUUGGGCUUUGGUGCAACUGCUAGAUCGACAGAACAAUGUCGUCAUGCUGAUCCAACUGAUAUUGUUUGUUUCCAUCAGGCAGAUGUUGGCGAAUACUUGAGAAACGAAGACACCUUGACGUAAACCGUCUUGUAUAAAAAAGUAUUGUAUUUAUUUCUGAGUUACUUAAUACUUUUAUAUCAUUAUAUCUUUAUCAAAUUGUUUUCAAUAUAAAACAAAACAUAUCACAGUCUUGUGUUGACGUCA
Rhopilema esculentum is the source of this 783-nucleotide messenger RNA. NCBI's taxonomy places the organism in Eukaryota, Metazoa, Cnidaria, Scyphozoa, Rhizostomeae, Rhizostomatidae. The record is from RefSeq and is a predicted model, not a curated record.